AUGACAACUGAUGAUUCAAGGAUUCUUGAUUUCUGUGUUGAUGAUUUUGAUGUCGACACAGAUGGAAAAAGAUUUAUUUGGCAGGGUAUCUGCAAGUUUCCUUUUAUUGAUGAAGAGCGCCUUCUUGAUUCAACAAAAAUGAUUAAGAAGGAACUGACUGAAAGAUCCCAUCUCUCCAACGGAUCAAUGGAUGACCACAAUCGUGGUUCGGGGCAGAUGAUGGAUGGAACCCAGAUCAAUAUAGAUGUAACUGCACUUGGGGCUAUAAUUGCUUUGGGUCUAAUGUACUUAAAGGUAACUCUUUGGCAGGAAGGAUGA
Molecule: messenger RNA, 318 nt
Organism: Lactuca saligna
Lineage: Eukaryota; Viridiplantae; Streptophyta; Magnoliopsida; Asterales; Asteraceae
Source: the annotation of a GenBank genome assembly